CGAUUGGUAUUUUUUUUUGGAUAAACACUCAGCUAGUAAUUGAUGUUUUCAUUUUUAUAUCACUGUAUUAUAAAUCCCCUAUUAUGCAUCUUUUGUUGUCUUUCUUAUUUAUUGGGUGUGGAUGACUCAAUUAGACCACUUAAACCAGUUCAAUUUUUAAUGUUGUUUGAACUUGCUGAGUUAGUUUAGUUCAAGGUUUUUAAAAUCGGACCGGAUCGAUCGGUUGAAUCAAUCAGACCAGUAUCGGUAAUGAAAACGGUUUGGUUUACACAAAAAACUGUUUGAGGUCAAAAUCGAUCAAAAUCGUUCAAAAUCGAUCAAACCAAUGGAACCGGUAGAACCGAAAAAACCACCGGUUCAAUUCCUCAUACAAUUUUCUUUUUAUUUUUUUCAAUUUCACCCUCACCAUUCCUUUCUUAUAACGAUUUUAACCCUUAAUUUUAAUAAAAUUACAAAAUUACCUGUCUUUCUCAUCAGAUUUCCCUUGUUAUUUGAACCGAUCGGUUCAUCGGUUCAAUCGAUUGAACUGGUCAAAUCAAAAACUGGACCUGAAAACGAUUCAAUGAUCGGUUCGGUUUUAAAAACCUUGGUUUAGCUAAUGAUAUUUUCUCUUUACUUGUCUUCCUGUUUUCUUAUUCCUAGUUUUGAUGAUCUUUCAUAUUCGUUGCAGCUUUCCGUGAGGAAUUGUUUCAUUAGAGGAUCAGUUGCGAGAUAUGUUCAACUACCACCCGAAGGAGUGGAUGUCGAAUUACUUCAUGACGCCACAAGAAGAGAAGCUCAAGCGGUUGAAAUUGUGAGGUCGACCUCUUCACUUUCAGCGCAUUAUAAUGAACAUCAAAACAUCUACAUUAAAUGCCUUUGUUUGUUGCAGUUUUUUCUUCAAACCAAACCCUAUCUUGACAUUGCUGAUUACUGUUUGCCCUAUGACAAUUUAAUGAAAAAAAUGUUCAUCCAGACAGUGCCAAUUAAUCAGUAUUUAUCAUAUCUUGGCUGCAUGAUUAACUCCUUUAAUCUAGGAAACUCCUAAUUUGCACUUUGAUAUGACCAUGAUUAUUAAUGGAAACUCAAGAUGCAAAAUUCUUAACCCUAAAUUUUUAAUCCAUGGGGAUGUCACAUGGGUUGUUUUAAACACAUUAAAAAUGACAAGUUAGC
Molecule: messenger RNA, 1152 nt
Organism: Rubroshorea leprosula
Lineage: Eukaryota; Viridiplantae; Streptophyta; Magnoliopsida; Malvales; Dipterocarpaceae
Source: the annotation of a GenBank genome assembly